AUGACUCAAGAUUCAAGAAAGAAGAUCGCUGUCGGUCCCAAACCCAUAAAGAACUCUCAUGGAGUCAAAUUUCUUGGUUUGAAGACUUCAUCUUCUACUCCAUCUAGGGUUACUCGUUCCUCUGCAAAAAUUGUCUCUCCAGAAUCGUCUGGACCUGCCAAGAGGACAAGGAGUAUGAGGAUCAAGCAUGUUGUCAAGCGAGGCACAGGGAAAGCAUCAAGUGUUCAGGACAUCUCAGAGGAUUCCAUUCCUGAUCCACAGGUUGAUGAUAAUCAAGAAAGCGAUGCCCCCGAUGCUGAUGCAGAUCAAGUUAUCCACGAUGUCUUGGAGACUCUUGCAGAUGUUGCCACUGCACAGGAUGUCAUGCCAAAUGUUGAAUCACAGGAUGAUCGUGAUUCUGAACCAAACUUUGCAGAAAACGCUUGUGAGUCUGAUGCUGAGAAGGAAGAUGAUACUGAUGUUGCUAGUCAUGAAUCUUCAAGUGAGAAGACUCCCUCUGUUAAAAUUCCCCAUGAGAAGACUCCUGAACCCGUGUCUAGGAAGGGUAAGAAAAAAAUGUUUGCUGCCUUUGAAGAAGAAGACUCUAAUGAUCAAGAAGUACACAAGAAAGUCAUUGCCUCUGCUGGUAAGGAGGCCACAGUCUCUACAAACAAGAAUGUUACAGGUCUGAAAGAAAAGAAGAAGAAGGUUUCAGUUCUUGAGAAGAAGGAAAAGAAGGAAAAGAAAGAUGAGAAAGUUGCUGCAUCAACUGGAAGGAAGAGGAAACAUGUUGCUGAAACUGACUCUGAACCAGAUGUCCCUGACAUCUCCACCUCUGCCAAGAAAAGAAUUAAGGUGAAGAGAAUUCCUUUGAAUGUUCCAGAGGCACCAAUUGACAAUGUAUUUUUCCACUUUGCUAGUUCUGCACAAAGUUGGAAGUUUGUUGUUCAGAGAAGGUUAGCCAUAGAAAGGGAGCUCCAUGAAGAUGCUUUGGAACUUAAAGAGAUCAUGGAUCUGUUGGCUGAUGCAGGUUUGAUGAAGACUGUCAAGGACAUUGGUAGAUGCUUCUCUCAAUUAGUUAGGGAAUUCAUUGUGAAUAUCCCUACUGACUGUGAUGAUGAGAGUAGCUCUGAGUUCAGGAAGGUCUAUGUCAGAGGAAAGUGUGUAAAUUUCUCUCCUGAAGUUGUUAAUGAGUUUUUGGGAAGAAGUCCGGUUGCUGGAACUGAUGAAGAACCCGAGUUGAAUAGGAUUGCUAAGACCCUGACUGCAAGAUGGUCAAAAAGUGGCCAAAGAAAGGAUUGCUUCCCUCUGGGAAGUUAA
This is a messenger RNA of Lotus japonicus, 1299 nucleotides long. RefSeq lists its product as uncharacterized. Lineage: Eukaryota; Viridiplantae; Streptophyta; Magnoliopsida; Fabales; Fabaceae. The record is from RefSeq and is a predicted model, not a curated record. The transcript has 2 exons. The coding region runs from base 1 to 1299 and encodes 432 amino acids.